GUCAUAGAUAGCAGAAAACUGACAGAGUGAAAUUAUGUUUGUUUUCAAUCAAAUUUUCAAUUGCGGUCGUGCUGUCAGUAGAUUAGCACCGCGGUUUGUUCAAGGUCCAAGGUUUCAUAAGAUACAUAUAAGAAAAAUGGGGAAUUCCGACUCAAGGUCUUAUUCUCCUAAUCAACAAGGGACAUCUUCGAAAAACGAUUCUCAACGUGGAACAAUAUCACGUACGGAGUCUAAAAAUGAAUAUGUAGAAGCAGUUGUUUGCAAAGCGAGCGACAUUAACGAAAAUGAGAUGAAAGUAUUUGAGAUCGGGGAACAUGGAAAAGUUCUACUUGUGAAACAAAAAGGGGAAUUCAGUGCGGUGGGACCGAAAUGCACUCACUAUGGGGCACCCUUGCAUACUGGAGCUCUGGGUGAUGGCAGAGUAAGAUGUCCAUGGCACGGGGCCUGCUUCAACUUGAAAACUGGUGAUAUUGAGGAUUUCCCUGGCUUUGACUCAUUACCCUGUCACCAAGUCACUGUUACUGACAAAGGAGAAGUUAAGGUAAGAGCCAAAAUAGCAGACUUGAAGUCCAACAAACGGGUGAAGGACACCGGUGCUGUAUCGCCAUGUGAUGAUACGUCUGUGGUUAUCAUUGGAGGCGGGCCCUCCGGAGCUACGUGCGCGGAAACUCUACGGAGUGAAGGAUAUGCGGGUAGAAUCACACUCGUAUCCAAAGAAAACUAUCUGCCUUACGACAGAGUUAAAGUAUCCAAAAUUGGCACCGCCACCGAUAUUGAAAAGCUACAAGCGAGAGACGAACAAUACUAUAAAGAUGCGAACAUCGAAGUCCUCAAAGGUAUCGAAGCGACGAAAGUUAACACGGAAGAGAGGAUCGUAGAACUGAGCGAUGGUUCUAAACGUAAAUAUAGCUCCCUCUAUUUGGCUACCGGUUCCAAACCUCGCGUUCCCGAUAUUCCUGGAAUCGAAUUGAACAACAUCUUCACCGUCAGGAACUUUGAUGAUGCCACGAAUAUUCUUAAUAGUUUGGGUACCAAUAAAGAUAAGGAUGUAGUCGUCUUAGGUCUCAGUUUUAUAGGUUUGGAAAUUGCCUCCUCGUGUGCCUCGAAGGCGAAGUCCAUGACAGUCAUCGGCAAGGACAAGGCGCCACUCGGACAAAUAUUUGGAUUAGAAAUAGGUAAAAGUCUCCAGACCCUAUUUGAAUCCAAAAAAGUUAAUUUUAAUUUUGAAACAACGAUUGUUAAAUGUAAUGGAGAGAAUGGAUCAAUAAAAUCUGUGGAACUAGACAAUGGUGUCGUCCUACCCGCAGAUAUGUUAGUAUUGGGCAUCGGAACUACAUUUUAUACCAAUUUCCUUCAAAAUAGCGGUAUUUCUUUACUACCUAACGGUGCGGUUAAUGUUAAUAACAUGUUGGAAACAAACAUUAAAAAUGUAUAUGCCGGUGGUGAUAUCGCUUAUGCCCCAGUAUUCGCUAAAAACAAUGAUCAAAUGGCGAUAGGACACAUUGGUUUGGCACAGUAUCACGGUCAAGUUGCCGCCAAAAAUAUUUUGAAAAAGGAAACACCUCUCAGAACGGUACCUUACUUCUGGACCAUGCUUUUUGGAAAGUCUAUUCGUUACGCGGGCUGUGGAAAGCCGGCAAGCUCUUUAGUGGAUGGCAAUGUUGAUGAAUUAAAAUUUGUUAUAUUUUUCUUUGAUGAAUCUGAUAAAGUUAUAUCUAUUGCGUCUUGUAUGCGCGACCCCGUGGUUUCGCAAUUCGCCGAACUACUGUAUCAAGGUAAAAGUAUUUACAAGAAAGACCUUGAGAAUGACCGUUUUGCUUGGAUACAGAGCAUUCACUAAGUAUUAUUUUAUGUAUUCCAUUAAAAAGUUUAUGUCAGUAUUAGGCAUGUUAAUAACGUGUAGGUACUUAAAAAUUUUGUCUUCAUUUUCCAGAAAAUUGAAAUAAUACUAUUGUUUUAUUUUCAUUCAAUUUAAGUACAAUUUACAGUUACACCUGUUGUUUAAAGAUGUUUUAAAAACUAUUAAAAUAACUUUUUUCAAAAUAUAUUUUAAGAAUUUAUUUUUAACAAACAAAUACCUGAAUUUUAUAUUUUUGGUUUUAUAGCAUUAAAAUUUAUAAAUUUAUAUAAACAAAUACCUGUGAUUUUAAUACAAUUUACGUAUACCAUGUUUCUAAUAACAUGAUGAUAAGUGUAAGAUAAGAAGUAUUUUGAAUGCAUAUGAAAAUAAGGAAAAUGAUUAUUGCAAUAAGUAAGACUUUGCUUAAUAUGUAUACACAGUACAAAUAUAAUGCUUUUUAAUAUAUUCUAGCAAUUGCUGUAUUUAUUAUUGUUGAAUAUAAGUCUUUAAAAAACA
Messenger RNA from Colias croceus (clouded yellow), 2356 nucleotides. RefSeq names its product apoptosis-inducing factor 3. The transcript has 4 exons. Lineage: Eukaryota; Metazoa; Arthropoda; Insecta; Lepidoptera; Pieridae. Gene Ontology annotation, cellular component: cytoplasm. Gene Ontology annotation, molecular function: flavin adenine dinucleotide binding; 2 iron, 2 sulfur cluster binding; oxidoreductase activity, acting on NAD(P)H. Bases 35 to 1840 code for a protein of 601 amino acids. The record is from RefSeq and is a predicted model, not a curated record.